Messenger RNA from Ophidiomyces ophidiicola, 3282 nucleotides. It is a transcript of the gene MCM2, whose product is annotated as MCM DNA helicase complex subunit. NCBI's taxonomy places the organism in Eukaryota, Fungi, Ascomycota, Eurotiomycetes, Onygenales, Onygenaceae. Gene Ontology annotation, molecular function: single-stranded DNA helicase activity; 3'-5' DNA helicase activity; serine-type endopeptidase activity. Bases 1 to 3282 code for a protein of 1093 amino acids. Gene Ontology annotation, cellular component: nucleus; MCM complex. The record is from RefSeq and is a predicted model, not a curated record. Gene Ontology annotation, biological process: proteolysis; mitotic DNA replication initiation; DNA replication. The transcript has 7 exons.
AUGAGUUCACCUUUGCGCCCGAGCAUUUCCGCCGCCAAUCGUGGGCUGAGUACUGGGAACAGGAGGAAAAGAUCCCGCGAGCGAGACGACGAUGGCUCUUCAGCGCCUCCACUCUCUAGCCCGCCACCGUCGUCCCCUCCCCUCCUGCCCCUGGAAGACGAGCACGACGAAGAUGCGGCACAAGAAGAAGGGUUUAGAGAUAUAGAUGACAUUGAUGAAAUGGCGGAGGAUGAAGAUGGAAUUGAUUUGUUUGCAGACUCCUUCGAGCGAGACUAUGAGCUUCGCGGAGACGACCACUACGAAGCUGCAGGUAUUGAUGACGAAGGGGAACACGAGGAAUUGGAUGUCGCUACCAGGCGUAAACUCGAAUCACGGUUGAAUAAGCGCGACCAAGAGCUUACCAGGCGACGGAAAAUGCCAGCAGCAUUUCUGCAAGAUGAUGAUUUCGAUGCCAUUGAUCUUUCGCAGCUUCGAAGAGCAAGGCAUAAUUACGAUGAGGCCCGUUCAGAUAUCGACAUGGAUGAUCCAGACGAGGAUCUCACGCUGGAGGAUAUGGCAGAUAUUAAGGCUGACAAUGUCACUGACUGGGUUGCGUCUCCGGCGGUGCAUCGUGCUAUCUACCGGGAGUUUAAAUCUUUCUUAACUGAGUUUACAGAUAAAGAUGGACUAUCUGUCUAUGGAACUGCCGUGAAAAAUCUCGGAGAGGACAAUUCGGAGUCACUGGAAAUUUCUUACCCACAUCUCAGCGAGGCGAAAUCUAUUAUCAGUUACUUCGUUGCCAAUGCACCCGCCGAAGUACUGAGAAUCUUUGACACGGUCGCAAUGGAGGCUGUCCUACUACAUUAUCCAGAUUACCACCGCAUACACAGUGAGAUUCAUGUUCGCAUCACUGAUCUCCCGGUUCGAUACAAUCUCAGGCAGCUUCGCCAGAGUCACCUUAAUUGCCUUGUUUGCGUCACGGGGGUUGUUACUCGAAGAACGGGGGUUUUUCCCCAACUCAAAUAUAUCAUGUUCACCUGCACCAAAUGUGGUGUGUCUCUAGGCCCUUUUGAACAGCAAGAUUCUUCUUCAGAGUUGAAGAUCACAUACUGCCAGAACUGUCAAGGGCGUGGCCCCUUUACCCUUAACUCUAUUAAAACCGAGUAUCGAAACUAUCAAAAACUAACGCUACAAGAGUCUCCUGGGUCGGUACCUGGUGGGCGUCUUCCACGACAUCGAGAUGUUAUUUUGCUUGCCGACCUGAUUGAUGUGGCAAAGCCUGGAGACGAGGUUGAGAUAACCGGCAUAUACAAGAACCAGUACGAUCUUCCGAUGACCAACAAGACUGGGUUACCUGUCUUUAGCACUAUUAUCGAAGCGAACCACAUCAAGAAGUCGCAUGACGAACUUGCAUCCUUCCACAUCACUGAAGAGGACGAGGAGCAGAUUCGAAAGCUAUCCCGAGAUCCGCUUAUUGUUGAGAGAAUUGUUAAUUCUAUUGCGCCCAGUAUCUAUGGACACGAAGAUAUCAAAACUGCUAUUGCGCUAUCUUUGUUUGGAGGAGUAAGUAAACAAGCACAAGGCAAAAUGAACAUCCGCGGUGACAUCAACGUUCUACUUCUUGGUGACCCGGGCACUGCCAAAUCCCAAAUGCUGAAGUAUGUGGAAAAAACAGCGCACCGAGCAGUAUUUGCAACGGGCCAGGGCGCUAGUGCUGUUGGCCUGACGGCCAAUGUACGGCGAGACCCGAUGACCAGCGAAUGGACGCUCGAAGGUGGCGCGCUUGUCCUUGCCGACCGAGGAACUUGUCUGAUCGAUGAAUUCGAUAAGAUGAAUGACCAGGACCGCACCUCCAUUCACGAGGCCAUGGAGCAGCAGACUAUCUCUAUUUCGAAAGGAGGUAUCGUGACCACGCUCCAGGCGCGCUGCUCUAUUGUUGCCGCCGCGAAUCCCAUCGGUGGCAGAUACAAAGGCACAAUUCCAUUUUCCCAGAACGUGGAGCUUACAGAACCCAUUCUUUCUCGUUUUGACAUACUUUGCGUGGUCCGCGACACUGUUUACCAUACCGAAGACGAACGGCUCGCGAGGUUUGUGAUCAACUCCCAUUACAAGUCCAACCCCGCACGAGACUCGCAGGGAGAUGUGAUUCAAGACGAUGAAGAUGGAGACACAAACGACACCGGGGAAAACGAAGAUGACCCGAUGAAACCUGAGCCAGUGCCCCAGGAUCUACUGAGAAAGUAUAUUGUGUAUGCUCGGCGGGAAUGUCGGCCAAAACUGUACCAGAUUGAUCAGGGUAAAGUGGCGGAUGUAUUUGCCGACAUGAGAAAGGAGAGUUUAGCGACAGGAGCAUACCCGAUUACUGUCCGACAUCUCGAAUCUAUAAUGCGCAUUGCAGAAUCAUUUGCUAAGAUGCGGCUGGCGGAAUACUGCACGCCGAGAGACAUUGACCGUGCAAUUGCCGUGGCGAUUGAAUCCUUUGUCGGCAGCCAGAAGGUUAGCUGUAAAAAAACCCUGUCGCGGGCCUUUGCAAACAUGACAAAACUCCUUGCUCUUACAGCUACCCUCGUGCUGCCGGCAGUUUCGUCGGCAGCAGCAUUCUAUGCACCCUCUGGCAGCUCGAGAAUCAUCGGCGGAACCAAAGCAAAGCCGGGCCAGUUCCCUUCUAUGGCGGCCACACUUACUAACGGCGUCCACCAGUGUGGAGCUGCGUUGCUCAGCCCCAACGUCGUUCUCACUGCAGAGCACUGUAUUGAUGGGGAUGGUAGUGAAAUGUCCGUCUAUGGAGGAUCUCUCGCAUGGAAUAGAAAUGGAACCGAAUCCAAGGUCCAGUCUGUUCUCCGAUAUCCGGGUCCUAUCGACGUUGGUUUAUUGUUCUUGAAGGACCCUCUUGAAGGUCCCAAUAUUGGGUAUGCGAAGCUGGUCGAACAAGGCCAUGACCCUAAACACCGCGAAAAUGUAACAGUAGUAGGCUGGGGACUUACCACUCACCAAGGGGAGAACUCGGACGAUCUGCUGUAUGUGAACGUUCAUGUUAUUGGGCGUGGUGAGUGUGCGGCCCUGUUGAAGAAAGAAAAAAAUUACACCCUUCCAGAAACUAGCGUCUGUGCAGGAGAGGAGGGUAAGGAUGCAUGCCAAAAUGACAGUGGAGGGCCUUUGUAUCUGACAGGGACCGAUAUUUUGGUUGGUAUUGUGUCGGCAGGCUUCGAUUGUGCAACCAAAUAUGGAGGUCUUUACGCUCGAAUUGGCUCUGUGAGCGACUGGAUUAAAAAACACGCUAACCUAGCAGGCGGGCCUAAAUAG